Molecule: messenger RNA, 2023 nt
Organism: Cynara cardunculus var. scolymus (artichoke)
Lineage: Eukaryota; Viridiplantae; Streptophyta; Magnoliopsida; Asterales; Asteraceae
Product: leucine aminopeptidase 1-like
Exons: 10
Coding region: 47-1789 (580 amino acids)
Biological process (GO): proteolysis
Cellular component (GO): cytoplasm
Molecular function (GO): manganese ion binding; metalloaminopeptidase activity
Source: RefSeq, a predicted model, not a curated record
UCUCCAUUCAUCUCACGCAAUUCCUCCUAUAUAUAUACGUUACAAAAUGGCAGCGGCCAUUAGACUUGCUGCGUACACUUCUCUUGCUUCAAUUCCAUCUUCAUCUUCCUCCAUUUUCAUCAACUUUAGAUCCAUCUCCCAUCUGGGUAUUUCAAUUUCUGCAAACCCCUUGUUGUUCUGUUCUAGAAGAGGCAAACGUAUGGCUCAUGCUGUUGCUAAGGCCACUCUUGGCCUCACUCAUCCUGGCCAAAUCGAUCACCCCAAGAUCUCUUUUGCUGCUAAAGAGACCGACUUGGUAGAAUGGAAAGGAGAUAUACUCGCAGUGGGUGUCACAGAGAAAGACAUGGCAAAAGAUGAGAAUUCAAAAUUCCAAAACUCGAUCUUGAAGAAGCUAGAUUCUCAAUUGCAUGGAUUAUUGUCUGAAGUAUCCACUGAGGAAGAUUUCACUGGAAAGGACGGCCAGUCAACUGUUAUUAGGAUUGCUGGUCUUGGAUCCAAACGGGUUAACCUGAUUGGGAUCGGAAAGGUUCCCACAGGUUCAUCCACUUUUGCUUAUCGUGGUCUUGGUGAGUCUGUUGCAUCAGCAGCAAAGGCUUCUCAAGCAAACAAUGUUGCCAUUGCCCUUGCUUCCUCAGAAGGCUUAACUCCUGAGAUGAAGCUCGCCAUUGCUUCAGCGAUAGCAAAAGGCGCAUUGCUGGGUACUUAUGAGGAUAACAGAUUCAAAUCCGAGUCUAAGAAGGCAGCUCUGAAGUCUGUUGACCUUUUUGGUCUUGGAGCUGGACCCGAGCUGGAAAAGAAACUUAAGUAUACAGAAUAUGUCUGCGCAGGCAUAUUUUUGGGAAAAGAGCUUGUAAAUGCACCUGCUAAUGUGCUCACUCCUGGGGUACUAGCAGAAGAGGCUGAAAAGAUUGCUUCUACAUACAGCGACGUACUUACCGCAACAAUUUUGGAUACCGAGCAAUGCAAGGAAUUGAAAAUGGGUUCGUAUCUUGGUGUUGCUGCUGCUUCCACAAAUCCUCCUAAAUUUAUCCAUUUAUGUUAUAAACCUCCAAAUGGAUCCAUCAAAACCAAGCUAGCUAUAGUGGGAAAGGGAUUGACUUUUGACAGUGGUGGCUACAACAUUAAGACAGGACCUGGUUGUUUAAUAGAGAUGAUGAAAGUUGAUAUGGGAGGCUCAGCAGCAGUUUUAGGUGCUGCAAAAGCCCUUGGUGAAAUUAAACCGGCUGGAGUUGAGGUUCAUUUUAUUGUGGCAGCAUGUGAAAACAUGAUAAGCGGAACUGGUAUGAGGCCUGGAGACAUAUUGACGGCCUCAAACGGAAAGACAAUCGAGGUUAAUAAUACCGAUGCUGAAGGCAGACUUACACUUGCUGAUGCUUUGGUGUAUGCCUGUAAUCAAGGUGUAGACAAGAUAGUUGAUUUGGCAACUUUGACUGGAGCUUGCGUAGUUGCUCUUGGGCCCUCAAUUGCAGGCAUCUUCACACCCAGUGAUGAAUUGUCUAAGGAGGUGGUUGCUGCCUCUGAAGUCGCUGGAGAAAAACUCUGGAGGUUGCCGAUGGAGGAAAGUUAUUGGGAGUCGAUGAAAUCUGGAGUAGCUGAUAUGGUUAACACUGGUGGUCGUCAGGGUGGUUCUAUUACUGCAGCUCUUUUCUUGAAGCAGUUUGUUGACGAGAAAGUACAAUGGUUGCAUAUCGACAUGGCUGGGCCUGUGUGGAAUGACAAGAAAAAAGCGGCAACAGGAUUUGCUAUCCCGACUUUGGUCGAAUGGGUUUUGUCCAACUCUUCCCCUUAAAUCCUUUUAUCUUAUCGUGGGCGAUUAUGGUGACGGAAAACAAGUCCGGCAUCGUUAUCCGGAGGACUAGAAACCUUGAGAAAUCGUUGGGAUGAUGUUGGUAUAAUUAAAGAGCAAGUAUUUGGGAAAUGUGCGUAACACCACAAAAAAGACGGUUCAAUAAGAUCAACCUGGUAAAAAAACAUCAGAAAUCGUUUGAAAAUAACAGUUAUGGUAAAAACACCUUUUGAGUCU